Messenger RNA from Rhineura floridana, 588 nucleotides. Its product is annotated as N-acetylglucosamine-1-phosphotransferase subunit gamma-like. The record is from RefSeq and is a predicted model, not a curated record. Gene Ontology annotation, cellular component: Golgi apparatus. Bases 1 to 588 code for a protein of 195 amino acids. Lineage: Eukaryota; Metazoa; Chordata; Lepidosauria; Squamata; Rhineuridae. The transcript has 2 exons.
AUGCACUACCAUGCCAAAGCAACACAGCUGUUGGUUCAGAAGAGGGCAACCACACAGCAUGAGCAGACUUUCCGGUGGAAUGCCUACAGUGGGAUUCUCGGAAUCUGGCAUGAAUGGGAAAUUGAAAACAAUAUGUUUGUUGGGAUGUGGAUGAGAGAUGGAGAUUCAUGUGAAACCAAGAACAGACAGACAAAGGUUCUUCUUGUAUGUGGAAAGAACAACAGAUUGGCUGAUGUGUCUGAACCAAGCACUUGUGUUUAUUCUCUUACAUUUGAAACUCCACUUGUUUGUCACCCACAUUCUCUCUUAGUGUACCCAGCUUUGCCUGAAACCCUCCGGAGAAAGUGGGAUGAAGUGGAGCAGUUGCGUCAUGAUGAGCUAAUCACAAAACAGGGAUACAAGAAACGGUUGAGAGAGAUAUUUGAAGAAGCUAGCUUUUUUAAAUUUACAGGAGAGAAAGUGAGUGAAGGAAAGAGAACAAAACCUCAAAAUCUGGAAUUCCACUCGCUGGAAAAGUGCAAUAAGGUGUGUGAGAGGUUGCUGAAAUGCAUAGUGUCAGGGAAUGUGGCCCAGCACUUCUGUGGAUGA